ACUUACGUAUGUACGUUACCUUACGCAUGCGCGGAGAUAUCGUGUUUGGAAUGACUCCGGCAGAAGCCGUCAUUCAGUGAUGUGACUUCGAGACUUAUCAUUUUUUCCUGCAGAAUGGCUUGUCUUGGUUUUAGGUCACUGAUGCACGUCCACCAUUAUAGCUCUGGUGUGCGCUUGAACGAUGUUGUAAUUGCCUCAGGUGUGCGUACACCCAUUGGCUCAUUUGGAGGUUCUUUGUCAUCUGUUUCUGCACCACGGUUGGCAGCAGUGGCUAUUCAGGGAGCGAUUGAGAAGGCAGGCAUCCCCAAGGAGGAGGUCAAGGAGGUACUGAUGGGUAACGUGCUACAGGCAAAUGUGGGCCAGGCCCCAGCACGGCAGGCCGCACUCUUUGCAGGGCUACCCAGGUCAACAAUCUGCGCUACAAUAAACAAGGUUUGUGCGUCAGGGAUGAAGAGUGUCAUGCUGGGGUCUCAGGCCCUCAUGUGUGGUCUGCAGGAUGUGGUGCUGGCAGGCGGAAUGGAGUCGAUGUCAAAUGUCCCAUUCUACAUGGCGCGGGGCGAGACCAGCUACGGUGGAGUGAACCUCAGUGAUGGUAUUGUGCAUGACGGACUGACUGACGUCUACAAUAGCAUCCACAUGGGAAAUUGCGCGGAGAACACAGCAAAGAAGCUUAAUAUCACGAGAGAUGAGCAGGACGAGUUUGCCAUCAGCAGCUAUACGCGCAGCGCACAGGCAUACAAAGAUGGCGCAUUCACUGAUGAAUUGGUACCUGUAUCAGUGAAGCAAAAGAAAGGAAAGCCUGAUGUGGUGGUGACCGAGGAUGAAGAGUAUAAGCGAGUCAGCUUAGACAAGUUUAAGAAACUUUCUACUGUUUUCCAGAAGGAGAAUGGCACUAUUACGGCAGGCAACGCUUCCACUCUGAAUGAUGCCGCGGCAGCUCUGGUACUGAUGACAACGCAGGCAGCUGAACGGCUUGGCUGUAAGCCUUUGGCUCGUGUAUUGGGGUUUCAGGAUGCGGCGACUGAGCCCAUUGACUUCCCUCUUGCACCAGUGCUUGCAGUUCCCAAGCUGUUGGAGAACUGUGGUGUGAAGAAAGAUGAUAUUUCACUGUGGGAAGUGAAUGAGGCCUUUAGUGUUGUUGUGUUGGCAUUCUUAAAGUCUUUGGAUAUUGACCCAAGCAAGACAAAUGUCCAUGGUGGAGCUGUGAGCUUAGGGCAUCCCAUAGGGAUGUCUGGGGCACGCAUUGUUCUGCACCUGAUGCAUGCCCUCAAGCCUGGGGAGAAAGGGGUUGCUGCCAUCUGCAAUGGUGGAGGUGGAGCAUCAUCCAUCAUGAUAGAAAAACUACAGGUGAAUGGCCAGGAUCUGCCAGAAUUGACUCUGUUCACGAAGAACCCCUGCCCCUUAUGUGACACUGUCAAGAUGCAACUGGCCCCGUUCAGGCAUAGAGUCCGACUUACGCAGGUUGACAUUGAGGCGCCGGAGAAUGCUCACUUCAAGGAGCUGUACCGCUAUGAGAUACCGGUUGUGUUUCUAGGGGGGCAGUACUUGUGCAAGAAUAAGCUGGAUGUGGUGGCAUUGGAGACAAUGCUUUGCUCACUGGAGUACUGACGGUAAGAAAUACAUUUUGAGCCCAUCCACAACUCCAUAUCCAGGAACUUGCAUUGUGGUUAGGUUGAACUUCACAGCCCUGUGGAUCUUAUGUGUAUUCAGCUGCCAUUUUCCUGUAAGAAUAAGAUGUCUGUUGAUGGAUGAUUUUUGCCUGUACUAAAUAUUUUUCCUGUAAGAUGUGGUUUUAUAAGUUUUACCAACUUGUAGUUAGUGUUAUAUUGUUAAAUAGUAGCCAUAGCAUCUUUAGAUCUAAGAAGAUUGCAAAAUACAACAAUAGUAAACUCUUAUCUGCAGAUUCUGUAUCUUAAGGUGAAUAUAUGAGAUGCAAGGAACCAAAAAUAAAGUUUAAAGGGAUCUUAAAAUU
Zootermopsis nevadensis is the source of this 1972-nucleotide messenger RNA. RefSeq names its product Acetyl-CoA acetyltransferase 1 (gene Acat1). NCBI's taxonomy places the organism in Eukaryota, Metazoa, Arthropoda, Insecta, Blattodea, Termopsidae. The record is from RefSeq and is a predicted model, not a curated record. Gene Ontology annotation, molecular function: acetyl-CoA C-acetyltransferase activity. Gene Ontology annotation, biological process: fatty acid beta-oxidation. Gene Ontology annotation, cellular component: mitochondrion.